AUGGACGCUGCACCGGAAUAUGAACAACCUCCAGAGUAUGAAGAGGAAGUCAACGGUGCGGUCGGUCAGGUCAUGAGCCCCGGAACUCUGGUUCUCUCAAACCACCACGUCAUUCCCGCUUCCUGCUCGAAUUCAGACCCAAAACCUCUCUACGAGCUCAGCCGUGGAGUGGCAGUCUUAUCAAAUGCAACCACCUCUGUUGAGUUCUCGCGUCUAGACCACUCCGUGAGCCAGAGUGUGAGCGGAGAGCCCACGUUGAGAGUCCGUAAACGGCAGCUCUACUCACUCGAGCAUUUCCGAAAUGGGUACCUUGGCAAAGGAAGUCGGGGUUCACCGCCCAAAAAAGUCAAAAGGGAUAGCGGCGAGUAUGGCGAGCCAUGUUUCGUGGAGGGUACAACGAGCAGCGAGAGUCCAAUUUUGUUUGCUGUGAGAUGGGUAAAGCGUGAUGGGCUAUAUGAAUGGGCAGACUAUGCUGGAAAACAAGUCGCUGUUGAAAGCAUCGCUGGUGGAACGCACACCCUGGAUGUCAGGAUUGAGCUGCCGAGGCAAUCUUUUGAUGUAUUGGUGGCGCUCUGGUGCUUGAGAAUAUGGUUUGACUCGGUGCAAGAGCACAACGAUGCGAAACCACCCAUAGGUUGGACUGAGAUCAAACGACGGAUACGCCUUGCAAAUGAUCUUCCCACAGCACUAUAG
Messenger RNA from Neoarthrinium moseri, 693 nucleotides. RefSeq lists its product as uncharacterized. The transcript has 3 exons. The record is from RefSeq and is a predicted model, not a curated record. Lineage: Eukaryota; Fungi; Ascomycota; Sordariomycetes; Amphisphaeriales; Apiosporaceae. Bases 1 to 693 code for a protein of 230 amino acids.